This is a messenger RNA of Engraulis encrasicolus (European anchovy), 4038 nucleotides long. RefSeq names its product ring finger protein 11b (gene rnf11b). Lineage: Eukaryota; Metazoa; Chordata; Actinopteri; Clupeiformes; Engraulidae. Gene Ontology annotation, cellular component: ubiquitin ligase complex. The transcript has 3 exons. Gene Ontology annotation, molecular function: ubiquitin protein ligase activity. Gene Ontology annotation, biological process: ubiquitin-dependent protein catabolic process. Bases 397 to 861 code for a protein of 154 amino acids. The record is from RefSeq and is a predicted model, not a curated record.
GAUUACAAGCGAGAAAAAGUCCCUUGUUGGGGAAGUAGUCUGUCGACGAGGAAAGAAUGUUAGUCUUGCAAAUAUAGAUAUUCUGCACACGCUUUCUACUUGACGUUUGGCACUGUCAGGUUUGGACAAAGUUGUGCGUGGGCGGAUACGAGGAGACCUCGAUCGGUGCUGAAUGUAUUGCGUAAAAGGCACCACUUCUCCGCCAGGUUCUUUGUGUUGAGAUGGUUUGUUUUUGUUCGACAGAAGCUCUCGUGGCGAGAUACCCUGCAAUGUAUGGGUGCUAGUUCGUCUGAUUUCCUGCGGGAGCCACGGGAAUCAGAUCGGAGAAGCUGGGUUUGGCUGUGUGCGUAUAGUUGAGAAGCAAAAAUACAUAGAAGAAAGGGCAUCUGAAAGGAGAUGGGAAAUUGCCUGAAAUCUCCAACGUCGGAUGAUAUAUCUUUGCUUCAUGAGUCACAGUCAGACAGGGCUAGUUUUGGUGAUGGAACAGACCCAGACCAAGAACCUCCACCGCCUUACCAGGAGCAGGUCCACGUGCCGGUGUACCACCCGACGCCCAGCCAGGCGCGCCUUGCCACCCAGCUGACGGAGGAGGAGCAGGUGCGGAUCGCCCAGCGCAUCGGCCUCAUCCAACACCUGCCCAAGGGCCUCUACGACCCUGGGCACGACGCCGCAGAGAAGAAGAUACGCGAGUGUGUGAUCUGUAUGAUGGACUUUGUGUACGGCGAGCCCAUCCGGUUCCUGCCCUGCAUGCACACGUACCACCUGGACUGCAUCGACGACUGGCUGAUGCGCUCCUUCACCUGCCCCUCCUGUAUGGAGCCUGUGGACGCCGCCCUGCUCUCCACCUACGAGACCAACUGAUGCUGACGACGAUGCACACACCAUGCCGCCACCACCACCACCACCACCACCACCACCACCACCAUCAGCAUCAGCAUCAUCACCACCAUCAUCAUCGUCAUCGGACCCCAGACAGGCAGAAUGAUCGCCCAACCAAUUUAACUAAACUUAAACUACAUCACACUCACACGCACAUAGUCAAAGAAAUAGCCUGUCAGACUCACACGCGCGCGCGCGCGCGCACACACACACACAAUGAAAUAGCUUGUUAGACAAUCACACACACACACACACACACACACACACACACACACACACACACACACACACACACACACACACGUGUGCAUGCGCGCGCACACACACACACACAAUGAAAUAGCUUGUUAGACAAUCACACACACACACACAGAUAGAGUUAAUCAGGCCUCAGAUUCACUUCCUCCUUCCCAUGAUUCAUCAUCAGCCCUGUCCAUGUGGGCACAGCACAGCACAGGACAGCAGGGCCAGAGAGAGGGAGAGAGAAAGCCUGCCUCCUGUGGUGGUGUACAGGAAGUGCGCCUGCGUUCCUGGGAGACUCCUUGGCUGUUUGGACCUCCGUGAGGGGUCCUCCACACACACACACACACACACACACCAAUGAGACCCUGCAAGCCAGGGAAGUAAGCUGUUGUUCCGAGAAGGAGAAGGAAAAAAGAAGGAAGUUAUGUAACUGUUGAAUUAUGUACACACGACCACACUGCUGACUUUUGAUACACACACACACACACAACCCACAACCAAGUUAAAACAGUCCAGCUGUCGACGGGGACGGGGACUUUUAUUUUAUUGGCUUCUCUCGACUUGCGUUGCGUUUCCUUGCGUUUCCUUGAGACUCAUUUCACUGUAAAGACAAUGGAGAUAGUUUUGUUCUCUUUCUCUUGUCUUUUCUUCUCUUUUGGCCAUCACACUGAAAACAAAAAAUCAAGAUGAGAAGUGCAAAUAAUAGUGUUAUAUACUCCCGCCUGCAGUGCUAUUGACUCAGAAUUUUAUUUUUUGCUUUUAAUGGUAUUUGUUAGUCACAAAUUUAUUUGUUAUUGUUUGUUUUACUGUUCAUCCCCCUUAAUUUAAUGCGCUCUGUACCCCCCCACCCCCACCCCCAGCGAGUGAGUCACCCAGAUAAACACACCUGUAAUUCGUCAGUGCACUUAUCACUGCAUGUCUUAUUGUAUCUGACCGCCAUAAUAUGUAAUUUAGGAAACACUGGAGUUCUUCCACCUAUCUGCUAUUUUCUGCCACAAAACUACAGGGGUGUAUUCCAGGAACAUGCUUGAGUGAUAAAGUUUGCCAAAGAAAGUAGUAAAUCGAUUAAGAGAUGGCCUGCAGGCUUCAUUUAGUUAUCAAAAUUAGCACUUCAGGCUCUUCUAUUAGAUGAUUUACCACUACCUCAAGGUAAACUUAACCUGAUUUACUACAGAGCCAGGUUCUUGGAAUACCACCCCAGGUUUGUUUUCUGUUUCAAUCAAGAGUAUACUGUCUAGCUCUCCCGGUGAUGCAAAUGGAUAAAUCAGAAGAGAGAUGCCCAAUAGUUGCUGUGACUGUGAUGUGGGUUUUGACCCUCACAUUUUGUGUGUCUUAUUUUGAUCUUUGGGUGUGGUCAAAAUUAUAACGCUCCUAUGCACAGCCAAUGUCCAGGUGCUGAUGCUAUGCAGUCAUAAGUAAUCCAGUAAAACAUUUCGGAGUGCUCCAAACUUUGGGUGUAACAGACUGAUUUAAGUCGUCUUACUCAGUCUUUAUAAUCACUGUCUGGCAUAGUAUCACCAUCAUUCAUACAAGCAAACAAACAUGGAAAUGAUGCAAUACAAAUCAGUGAAGAUGGGAAAAGGGACAUAAUGACUCGGCAGUCUUGUGUGGCUUUUCUUCCAGACGAAAGCCCUUGCAUACUGUCAUACAAUGCUGUCUACCCAGGUCUGUCUCCCCCAUCCAUCUAAGUCAACACACCAGACCCCAUCUCUGCCUUUGCUCCCGUGGUGAGACACUAGGUGUCAUGGAGCCUUAUCUGUGUAAUGCUGAGCAAUAAGCAGUUCAAAGCAGACAUGCCGUAUGCCCUGGACGCGUACUGAACUGUCAAUCAUUUAACAUGGAAUCACUGAGGGCUUUUUCAGCUGAAUUGGGAAGAGAUGUGACACCUGUUUUUUUUCUCCUCAAUAUCAACUGAUCAUAAAAGCACAAAAAAGAAUGCUGGCUUUGAUUCGAAGAGUCCCAUGCCAAUUUAUGUUUGUAUUGACAUGGAAGACUUUGAGACGCAAUCAAAUGAGGAUGGAGAGACAUUGAGAGAGCGUUGGCCCACCCUACUCCACCUAUCCCACACUCACUCCCAUUUGUAAUUUAGAAUGUAUUUCUGAAUCUCCAGAUUCCUGUUUUCCAUAUCAUGUAUGUGAGUCUGAAUCCUUUUUUUUGAGUGAUUUUGUUAUAUGUACAAAUGUUUGUGAAAACACACAUGGACUUAUGUGUGUGUGCGUGCGCGUGUGUGUGUGUGUGUGUGUGAGAGAGAGAGAGCAAAAGGGUAAUCCAUCCUUGUCAUGGAUUUGAAUACUUUACACCACUGCUGGAUUGACAGAUUUACAAUGCAAAGGGUUACAUUCAGACCUACCAAAUGAGUGUUAUGUGGUGGUACUGUAACGUGUUUUUUGUGAGUUGUCACCUCUGUUUUGCACAGAACCCCUUUUGUUUUGUUAUUCAUGUCACUUUGUGUGUCAUUCAGAGUGGAUCUGCAAAGGCUCGGGUCUCAUGACAUGGAUGUGCGUUUGGAUUGGAGCUACCACACCAGCACAGGACUCUCCGGGCACUGUGCCUUUGGUGCAGUAAACGGUGUAUAUAUGCUGUUAUGGAAGCAAACACACACACACACACACACACACACACAUACAAGGACAGGACGGGUGCAGGUGGGUGGGGGCCAGAGAAAGACUGUGAGUUCACCCAACCCCCAACACUGUCUCGUGAAGAAUGAACUGUUAAAAGUGUGACUGUGUGACAUUACAACUGAUUUCUAUCAGUGAGCAGAAAGUCUUUUGGACACAUGUGAGCUGUGUAUGAUAUGUAAUGUGUGCGCCUGUGAGAUUGAUUUUUUUUUCCUGGUUUAUCCCUGGUCUGUAAGUAAAUAAAGGCAUACCCUGUACUACAGACAAAAUAAUAAAUAGAAUUCAUGCUAUGGAA